CGUGAAUGCACCGUAAAUUACGUAAAAUUGGCACCUUGUUUUAGAGAAUUUUCAAUCGUAUUAGUUUUAAGUGAAAUUGCGUAUUUAUCUGUACACGAACUAUAGUUAAUUAAUGCGUUAAACUUGCAUAAUGCAGGCUAUUAAAACUUUGGGAGCUGCGGCUCCUACUACGAUGUUGUCCGUAGUAAAGAAGGGUGCAUUUGCACCCAUUGUAGAAAAAAUAAGGCAAGUCCAUUUGCCUGCUCCGAAGCCAAACGAAAUGAGACCUUACUCACCGUUUCAAGAUGCUACUAACAUGGCUGAGAUGGCGGUAGCCAGGCUUGACGACUUAUUGAACUGGGGAAGAAAAGGUUCAAUGUGGCCCAUGACCUUUGGUUUGGCUUGUUGUGCCGUGGAGAUGAUGCACAUCGCCGCACCGCGAUACGACAUGGACAGGUAUGGUGUGGUGUUCCGUGCAUCUCCCCGUCAAUCAGAUGUCAUGAUUGUAGCUGGUACUUUGACUAACAAGAUGGCACCUGCAUUGAGAAAAGUCUAUGAUCAGAUGCCUGACCCGAGAUGGGUUAUAUCCAUGGGCAGCUGUGCAAAUGGUGGUGGUUACUACCAUUACUCUUACUCAGUUGUAAGGGGUUGUGAUCGUAUAGUACCCGUCGAUAUUUAUGUACCUGGAUGCCCACCUACAGCUGAGGCUUUGCUCUAUGGAGUUCUUCAAUUACAGAAGAAAGUGAAGAGAAUGAAGACCGUUCAAAUAUGGUACAGAAAAUAAAUGACAAACUUCAAUCAAUAAAAUAGAUGAUUUUAUAUUUAUGUAAAUUUUACUCUCAGUUGCAGUAAUAAAUGCUAUACCUAGUGCAAGCA
This is a messenger RNA of Spodoptera exigua (beet armyworm), 855 nucleotides long. NCBI's taxonomy places the organism in Eukaryota, Metazoa, Arthropoda, Insecta, Lepidoptera, Noctuidae. The record is from the annotation of a GenBank genome assembly.